GAGAAACAUCUCACGGUCUGAGCAACGUAAAAAUAUGUGAUGUUCAAGUUUCAUGCAUUCUUACAUGCAACACCUCAGAUUACCAACACUUCUCCAGACUGAGCAGCUCGAUUUCUCAGAACUCUAAAAGCAGGAGGACAAUGUCUCGAAAAUCUGAUUACAGGGUGUUUUCCAACAUUUUUGGGGCGGCUCUCCAGGUUCGCGAAGUACCCAAAGCCGCAUCUCCUUGUGCACUUCCAGAAUUUGACAAACCAUGGAGGGCAGUGGCAUGGAGUGAAGCCAACAAACAACAGAUGUUGAGAAAACUGAAGGAAUUCCAGCCUAGCAUGCCAGACGUCAAUCAGCUCAAGAUUCUGCUUCAUGGCCCAAUUGGAACAGGAAAGUCCAGCUUCAUCAACUCUGUCAACACCGCCCUCCAAGGCCGCAACAUAGCAGCUGCACUCGUUGACUCAGCGACUGGUAAAAGCUUCACUUCCAAGUUCAAAAUCCAUAGGCUGAAGAAAGAUGGACCAGGAUCUUACUAUCCAUUUGUCUUCUCUGACAUCAUGGGUCUGGAACCAGGCAGUUCAGAGGGGGUCCACACAGAUGAUAUAAUCAGCAUAUUAGAGGGCCGUGUGAGAAAUGGUUACAUAUUCAAUCCUGUCUGUCCACUUGACAAAGAACACCCUAAAUACAACAGCAACCCAAGCCUGAAGGACAAAGUUCACUGUCUGGUAAGUGUUCUACCAGCAGACAAAAUCUCCAUGAUGACCGACGAAGUGAUCAAGAAGAUGAAAAUUGUUCGGGAAAAAGCUCGUAACUUGGACAUACCCCAAGUGGUCAUUAUGCCCUUGGUGGAUAGUGCAUGUCCAUUAGUCCAAGAAUGCCUGAAUAAGAUCUACACCAGCAAGAAAAUCAAAGAGAAGAUGCAGGAGUGCAGUAACAGAUUGGGCGUCCCAAUGAACUGCAUCUUCCCCGUGAAGAACUACAGCGAGGAGGUUACCAAUAACUUGUAUAUGGAUAUUCUGAUUCUGAUGGCUAUAACAGAUAUCAUUAUGUUUGCCAAUGACUACGUAGAAGAGCAGAUUUAUGCAGACACUGAAUGA
Molecule: messenger RNA, 1085 nt
Organism: Colossoma macropomum (tambaqui)
Lineage: Eukaryota; Metazoa; Chordata; Actinopteri; Characiformes; Serrasalmidae
Product: interferon-induced protein 44-like
Exons: 9
Coding region: 141-1085 (314 amino acids)
Source: RefSeq, a predicted model, not a curated record